AGCAGAAUGUAGGCCAUGCUCCUCUGGCCGUUAUUUUGCGUAUGUUACGUCUGACGUCAGCGCGUCUGCUUGCCGAAUGUUUACAUCCAGCAGUUCUUCUGUUCUUCUGACUGGAUCUUCACAACAACAAAAGGCUGAACACGAGGAAACCCGCUAAGACAGAGAAUAUCAGUCGGCAUUUUCACAAGGUAUUCGCUGUACCGGGCUUCGGUAUGGAGGCGCAGUGGGAGCCAGCGUCAACAUGGGGGGAGCUGUAAGUGCUGGUGAAGACAAUGACGACUUGAUUGACAACCUGAAGGAGGCUUACUACAUCCGCUCAGACCUGGUGGAGCGGGCUUUCCGAGCUAUCGACCGGGCUGACUAUUACCUGGAUGAAUACCGUGACAAUGCUUACAAGGACUUGGCAUGGCGGCAUGGAAACAUCCACCUAUCUGCUCCGUGUAUCUACUCUGAGGUGAUGGAGGCUUUGGAUCUCCACCCUUGCCUCUCCUUCCUCAACCUCGGGAGCGGGACUGGCUACCUCAGCACCAUGGUCGGCCUCAUAUUGGGACCAUUUGGAGUGAAUCAUGGAAUAGAGUUACAUGCAGAUGUGAUUGAGUAUGCCUAUCAGAAGCUUGACUCCUUCAUCAAAACCAGCGACAGCUUUGACAAAUUUGAAUUCUGCGAGCCAUCCUUUGUUGUGGGUAACUGCCUGGAGAUUCCUCCAGAGAGCCGUCAGUAUGACAGGGUGUACUGCGGGGCCGGGGUGCAGAAGGAGCAUGAGGAUUACAUGAAGAACCUGCUCAAGGUGGGGGGCAUCCUGGUGAUGCCUCUUGAGGAAAAGUUGACCAAGAUCACGCGCACAGGGCUGAACAGCUGGGAGACCAAAAAGAUCAUUUCUGUGUCCUUCGCUCCUCUGGUGCUGCCUAAACACAUCACAAAUGGCAAACCCAAGGCUGUCCCACUACCCAAGUAUGAGGUACGGACGCUACAGGAGCUGGCCCGUAUCUGCAUCCGCCACACCCUCCGAGUGACCACCGACGGAGGAGACAGCCAAUCGCGCGGCCGCGGUUCCUCGUUCAGCGUAGGCAGGGGUCUGGCGGUGGCCGGCCUCCACAAGUACGGCCCUCGCUUCAAGCGCAGACGCGUCCACCGGCGCCACUGCAACGCCCUGGUCCUGGCCACGCGUCAGGUGGUGGCCAGCAGUGGCUUCGGCCCCGCUCCCCUGGACAGCAACAACAACCAGGGAGGAAGAGCGGAGGACGAGGAGGAGGACGCGGCGGCGGGAGAGAGGGAGGCGAGGCGGCAGAUGAGAGGGAGCAGGAGGGCGGGGAGAGGAGCAGGAGGGCCAGCGGCGGCAGCGGUGGUGGAGGAGGACGAGACGGUGGAGGAAGAAGACGAAGAGGAAGAGCACGAGGAGGAGGAGGAGGAGAAGGAGACCGGGGAGCUGCUCCGACCCCAGCCGGCCAUCAACGUCCUCCGAGAGAGGAUACUGGGCCUGCCGCUGCCCGAGCCACUGAAGAUGUACCUGCUGUACUACAGAGAGAAAUGAGCCACGGCCAUGUUGGGAGUCAGAGCUCGGAGCUGAGCGCGACGACCGCACAGAGGCUGAAGUCUCUGUUACAACCCCCCCACCACCUGUACAAGGCAGGACUAGGACUAGGGCUGGGUACCGAAUUCAAUACUUUUUAGCCACGGACCGAAUUCCCUCUGUAGUAUCGAAAAAAAAUGCCUCGUCAUUCAAUACCAAAUUUCAAUACCUAAAGGAAUAAAUCUCAUCAGCAUCAGUGAGCCUAUAAGCAUGCGGCAUGCUUCCACCAAGAUCUAAUAAUGCUGCUGAUUGGCCGUCUAACGUUACACGUCGUAGAGGCAGGCAGGAAAAACUCUACGUUACGCACAGAGACGGGGCUCACGUGGUAGGAGCCGAAAAAUAAAUAAAAAGAUUUGUGCUGUAAUGUUGGAAUUUAUUUUUGUUAAAAUGGAUUUUUAUAAAAUUGGUAUCGAAAAAAAGUUUCGCUCGGGAGCCGGUAUCGACGUCACGGUAUUGGUAUUGGUACCGAUAUCGAAGAUUUUUGAACGAUACCCAGCCCUAGGCAGGACAACAUGCCAUCUACCUUACUGAGGGGGGGGGGGGUGAUCUCUUUCUCUCUCACCUGCUCUCGUCUUCUCCAUCAUCCAUUCUCUGUCCAACCCCCUUCUUUUUGCCCGGCUCCCACUGUUCUUUUACUGACUAAUUUCCUGACACUAUAAAAGCGUCAUCCAAUUCAUCCAGUGGAGGGGGAAGUGGGGGUCAAUGUUUCAGACAACCAAACAGUCACUGAUGUAAGCUCUGUGUCUCCAUUGAGGCGCAAAAAAAUAUAAAUAGAUUUAAGUACGUAAAGUAUACACAGUUUUAUCGAUUCGCUCUGCACCUCUGUAUGUCCAACAUGCCAAUCAAGCCUUGCCUGACAACAGCUUAACAGUGGCCUGACUAUCCUAGUAAAAGGCGAUUUAGUGGUGCUGAGAAAAGAGAACCGUCAUUGUUUAGGCUACAGCGGCAGACCAGACGUCGCACGUCGAGUUCAGACGCUGUAGCAGCAGGCAGAGAGAGCAGCUCACCCAGAGACCAGAAGGCACAGGACUGUCCCAGCUCCUUUCUGUCCACUACUUGCAGCUGUGCCCCGAAUUAGAGAUUAUACAUUGAUUGUAUAAAUCGCGUGGAACUCGUUUUGUCCACAAAUGGUGGUGUGUAUUCUCAUCUAAUGGGGAUGGUCUGCUUCGAGAAAGGAAGACAGAGUGGGCCCAAAGAUCAACUUUGUGAGGGAAGAAAAUGUGCAUUCAAAGAGAGAUUUCUUUCUUUCACUAUAUCCUAUUCAAUUAUAUUAUAGCUAGAGCUAGUGACCAAGAUGGUGUGAUGGUUGUGAUUAUUUCCACUGAUUUCCAAAUAAAAGGGGUAGGUUUGUCUUGAAGCCUCAGUCCAUUAAAUAAUGUAACUUUUC
Messenger RNA from Perca fluviatilis (European perch), 2957 nucleotides. Its product is annotated as protein-L-isoaspartate O-methyltransferase domain-containing protein 2. Gene Ontology annotation, molecular function: protein-L-isoaspartate (D-aspartate) O-methyltransferase activity. Gene Ontology annotation, biological process: protein modification process. Gene Ontology annotation, cellular component: cytoplasm. The coding region runs from base 242 to 1531 and encodes 429 amino acids. Lineage: Eukaryota; Metazoa; Chordata; Actinopteri; Perciformes; Percidae. The transcript has 7 exons. The record is from RefSeq and is a predicted model, not a curated record.